Paramecium pentaurelia is the source of this 1295-nucleotide messenger RNA. NCBI's taxonomy places the organism in Eukaryota, Ciliophora, Oligohymenophorea, Peniculida, Parameciidae. The record is from the annotation of a GenBank genome assembly.
AUGUCAUAUAGAGAACUUCGUAACUUCUGUGAAUAAAUGAGGGCUUUAGGAUAUCAUAGAAUUAUUUCAAUGGAAAACUUUAGGAGGCCUAAUUUUGAAUUAGUUGCUGAUAUCUUAUAUUGGUUAGCCUUAAAGUAUGACCCAAAUACAGACAUAUCUGACAAUAUUGAUGAAGAAGUAAUUAGUGUAAAUUAAAAUAUAGCGUCAUCGAGUUGAAUUUAUAAAAUAGGUUACUACUCUUUUUGUUAGUAAAGCUAGACUCAAGAUAAAUCCAAAAAGGUUAUAUAUGGCUGAUGUUUAUGCAGUUCAAGAAAUUUUGAAAAUUUCAACUUUUUUAUAUAAAGCAUAAAUCUCUUCACCUGCAGAAGAGGAUGAAGUGCAUGAUUUCGUAAACAUAUUAAUCUGAUUUUUCCAAGUCACUUCCCUCUAAAUUAAGUAAUAUUAAGAGUCAUAAGGUAUUGGCAUAAGAAAUAACUGACUUAGCCACAAGAUUAUAUGAUUAAUUAGGAAAAGAGGAUGAAGUGAGAAUUGCAAGAGUAUUAGUUCAAAUUUUAUAGUUAGGAAAAAGCCUUAUAAUUCUUAUAGAAUGUAUCUAGAAGUGGAAACUCUCAAUCUGAAUAAUCUUAUAUUUAAAUAUGCAUUUAAACUAUACUAAAAUAAUAAGAAUAAAGCAUAUAAGAUAUGUCUAAAUAUGUAAGUGGUUUAGAGAGAGAACAAAAAUAGAUUGAAGAAAAAAUAAAGAGAAAGACAAAGGAAUUAGAAUAGGCUGAAAAAAGAUUGAAAGGAAUGACUAGUGUAAAACCUGCUUAUUAAGAAGAAUAUGAUAGAUAGGAAUAUGAAUUAGAAAAGUUAUAUUAAGUAAAUUAUAUAUUUAUAUUUUAUAGAUUUAUGUUGAGAAAUUUAGAAAUCUUGUAUAUUUAGAACAUGUUUUAGAUGCUCAAAAUAAAUAAUAAGAAAUAUAAUAGAAAAAGAAAGACUAAGUAUUAUAAGGAUUUAAAGGUGCAAUUGAGCAGGCAGAAAUAAUUGAUUUAAGAGGUAGAGAUGAUGAUGGAAAUGAUGAUUAGUUAGAAUAAUUAGGAGAUGAUUCUAGAUUACAAUCAAGCAAUUAAGAGAAAAGAAAUAAUGAAUUUAUGAGAUAAUAGCAUGGUGGUUUUAAUAAAUAAUAAAUGGAUGAAGAUGGAGAAGUAGAUGAUAUAGAUGAUUUAAGUGGUGGUGAAAACGAAGAAGAAGAGGAAGAAGAAGAUGAUGAUGGAAUUGAAAAUUUAGAUGAUGAUGGUGAAGAUGCAGACUUUUGA